Molecule: messenger RNA, 498 nt
Organism: Nannizzia gypsea CBS 118893
Lineage: Eukaryota; Fungi; Ascomycota; Eurotiomycetes; Onygenales; Arthrodermataceae
Exons: 1
Coding region: 1-498 (165 amino acids)
Source: RefSeq, a predicted model, not a curated record
AUGGCUUCAGAACACAUGGCCCCCCGUACAUUGAUGCGUAUCGCCCCGUUGGUCACCUCAACCUGUUCGUUAUGGUACUCAUUCGACCAAGACUUCCUCAUGGGAGUCUUCCUUCACCCCGAUCGCCUAGACCAGCGCGAUAAACUUCUACCCUCCAGCUCCAGAAGCUUCUUUAGCAGUGGUUUCGUUCGUGUUGUUGGUCUUCUUGGCCUAACUCUUUUGUCCGGCGGUUAUAACGCCUUCGUUGACAAACCUUCUCGGGAAUCUCUAUACUGGUACACUACCGGCACUCUGUUGGCAGCUAGCCAUCUUAUCUUCGUACCUUUUGCUGCACCCAACGUCCAGACUAUAAUUGAGGACAGGUCACAGGGUGUGCCAACCACGGGACUUGAUAGCUGGUUGUUCGUCCAUCGCGUGCGUACCUGGGCGGUCGACCUAGCUGCCUGGACAUGCUUUGUCAUUGGUACAUGCUGUCCUGUGAUUCCCACAGCGUGUUAG